AUGGCUUCCAUAUAUGAUCUCAACCAACCAGCAAAUCCGUGGGAUCAGUUCAUGACUGGCCUUGAGGAUCACCCUUUCUUCGCCGGUCCGGGUCACCGCCGUGGUCCCCCUCAUACCCAUGCACACGGUGGCCGAGGUGGGCGUGGUGGUCGUGGACAUCACCACGGCCCGCCAGGCUUCUGGGGAAUGGGCCACCAUGGCCGCCCUCACCACUGGGGACCGCAGAACGACGACAGUGCCGAUGCCCCUGAAGCAUCCCGCUCCGCAGACCAAACUGUCGAGCCAACCCCAGGCCCAUCGACCGAAGAGGCCAAGAUGCCCUCUGGCGAAAAGGUCGUUGGCUCAGCUUCCGAAUCUGAAACUGACGGCGACAAGCGUGGCCAUGGCCGUUGUGGCAAGGGAAAGCACGGCAAGCAUGGCAUGGGUCACGGUGGACCUCACAAGGGCAGAGGAUGCGGCAAGGGUCGCCAUGGACCAGGCCAUCACGGUAAGGGCUUCCACGGUCCUCCCGGUGGUGGACCCUUCGGCGCAUAUGGCCAUGGACGAGGCCCUCAUGGGUUUGGACGUCACGGCCGAGGCCGUCACCACGGCCCUCCCAGUGCCAACUUCGACUUCCUGCGCCAGCUGGCCAGUCAGUUCGGGUUCCCGGUUGAUACCCCUGAGAAGGAUGUCGACUUUGUUCCAUCCGUUGAUGUCUUCGACACCCCUACCGAUUACAUUAUGCACGUCACCCUCCCAGGCGCCAAGAAGAAUGAUCUUAGCAUCGACUAUGACGCCGAAGAGUCUGUUCUGAGACUUGCUGGGGUCGUGUACCGCCCCGGUAUGAGCGAAGAACUGCACCAGGCUCUGGCAAUGGAAGAGCGAUCCCGCGAGGUCGGCGUCUUCCAGCGCGAGAUUCGCCUUGGGACGCGCGAGGCCCCAGCCUUUGUUUCUGUCGAUGAGAUCACUGCCAAGCUGGAAGAUGGUAUUCUGACGGUGAUUGUGCCGAAAAUCAAGUCAGAGACCGAGUCCAAGAAGAAGAUCAUCGUUGAAGACGGUGAUGUCGUGAAUGAGAAAGACGGAAUGCAUGUUGAUGAAGCGACUUUGACUCCAGAGGGAAGCGACGAGGAGGAAGAGACUAGGGAAUAUGUCAAGAUCCCCGUGCAGUAG
Penicillium maclennaniae is the source of this 1149-nucleotide messenger RNA. Its product is annotated as Hsp20/alpha crystallin family protein. The record is from RefSeq and is a predicted model, not a curated record. NCBI's taxonomy places the organism in Eukaryota, Fungi, Ascomycota, Eurotiomycetes, Eurotiales, Aspergillaceae. The transcript has a single exon. Gene Ontology annotation, biological process: response to hydrogen peroxide; protein folding; protein complex oligomerization. The coding region runs from base 1 to 1149 and encodes 382 amino acids.